This is a messenger RNA of Cornus florida, 1804 nucleotides long. Its product is annotated as oligouridylate-binding protein 1. The coding region runs from base 287 to 1504 and encodes 405 amino acids. Gene Ontology annotation, molecular function: mRNA binding. The transcript has 12 exons. The record is from RefSeq and is a predicted model, not a curated record. Lineage: Eukaryota; Viridiplantae; Streptophyta; Magnoliopsida; Cornales; Cornaceae. Gene Ontology annotation, cellular component: cytosol.
AUAUGAUAUCUUCUCAAUAGCCGACUCGCUACCCUCGUCUUCUUCUUUUUCUUCUUCUUCUUCUUAAGGAGGGUUUUCUGUUUCUCUGAUUUCCUUACGUUUUUUUUCUCUUUUUUUCCUUUCGAUUUUCUUUUUUGCUUUUAAUUUUUUCCCUUUCCUUUCUCGCUUCCGGAACUUAACCCUAACCCUAAUCAAUUUCAUAGGCCACUUCUCCUGUUAUAUCUCUUUCUCUCUAUAUAUUCACCCACCCACACAAACAUAUAUAUAUAUAUAUAAUUAUAAGAAGAUGGAGCCGCUGAGACUGAAGCAGCAACAAGCAUUGAUGCAGCAAUCCCUCUACCACCCUGGUCUCUUAGCCCCUCCUCAGAUAGAGCCUAUCUUGAGUGGAAAUCUGCCUCCUGGGUUUGAUUCAAGUACAUGCCGCAGUGUGUAUGUUGGGAACAUCCACCCACAGGUUACAGAACCACUUCUUCAAGAGGUUUUCACGAGCACUGGUCCCCUGGAAGGAUGCAAGCUCAUUCGGAAGGAGAAGUCAUCCUAUGGUUUUGUGGACUACUAUGAUCGCAGAUCAGCUGCCCUUGCUAUCGUGACUCUGAAUGGAAGGCAUCUGUUUGGGCAGCCUAUUAAAGUUAACUGGGCAUAUGCCAGUAGUCAGAGAGAGGAUACAUCAGGUCACUUCAACAUUUUUGUUGGUGAUCUUAGCCCUGAAGUUACAGAUGCUACCUUGUUUGCGUGUUUCUCUGUUUAUCCUAGUUGCUCAGAUGCACGUGUAAUGUGGGAUCAGAAGACUGGGCGUUCGAGGGGGUUUGGGUUUGUUGCUUUUCGUAAUCAGCAGGAAGCUCAAGGUGCGAUAAAUGAUUUAAAUGGAAAGUGGCUUGGAAGCAGACAAAUCCGGUGCAACUGGGCAACAAAGGGCGCUGGUAACGAUGAGAAGCAGAAUUCAGAUGCCAAAAGUGUUGUGGAACUAACAAAUGGAACCUCAGAAGAUGGUCAAGAAAGGACCAGUGAUGAUGCUCCAGAGAAUAAUCCUCAGUAUACCACUGUUUAUGUUGGCAAUCUUGCUCCAGAGGUUACUUCAGUUGAUCUCCACAGGCAUUUCCACGCGCUUGGUGCUGGGACUAUUGAAGAUGUUCGGGUACAGAGAGAUAAAGGUUUCGGUUUUGUAAGGUUCAGUACUCAUGCUGAAGCAGCUAGAGCCAUUCAGACGGGAAAUGCCCGGAUUCUUUUUGGAAAACCAAUAAAGUGCUCAUGGGGCAGCAAACCUACUCCGCCAGGGACCAGCUCUACCCCUCUACCCCCUCCAACUGCUGUACAUAUGGCUGGUCUUUCAGCUACUGAUCUUGUAGCAUAUGAACGGCAGAUGGCAUUGAGUAAAAUGGGUGGCAUGCAAGCCCUGAUGCAUCCACAGGGUCAGCGAAUGGCUGCAGCUGGUGCUAGUCAGGCAAUCUAUGAUGGUGGGUAUCCAAGCAUUGCUACAACCCAGCCGCCCAUGUACUACCAGUAAUAAUUUUAUAGACUCCUGCUAAGCUUUGCUGGCAGGAUUGAAGUCUUAAAAAAUUGUAGGCUGUUUUAUCUUUUUUUUUUCCUUUUCUCCCUUCACUUUAUGGGUAGGUUGCUGUAUCUCUAUUUAUAUACCCGUUGUGUGUGAGGAUAUAUAUAGCGUGUAUUUUAUGUUGAGGAUGAUUAAUCAGACCAAACCUUGUCUGAACCAGUGUUGCUGUGGAAAUGAAUGCACAGCUUUGGUUGCCAGGGGUUUAAGUUAUCACUAAAAACAGUAAUAUGUAGUGGUUUCUUAUUUUUCCAA